Myotis myotis is the source of this 2479-nucleotide messenger RNA. It is a transcript of the gene TRA2A, whose product is annotated as transformer 2 alpha homolog. Gene Ontology annotation, cellular component: spliceosomal complex. NCBI's taxonomy places the organism in Eukaryota, Metazoa, Chordata, Mammalia, Chiroptera, Vespertilionidae. The record is from RefSeq and is a predicted model, not a curated record. Gene Ontology annotation, molecular function: RNA binding. The transcript is spliced from 9 exons. Gene Ontology annotation, biological process: positive regulation of mRNA splicing, via spliceosome. The coding region runs from base 821 to 1609 and encodes 262 amino acids.
UUUCCUGAUUAAAAUAGUAGUAUGUGGUUGUUGCAGUUAUUUUCAAUAUGUAAAAUACAACUGUAUUUUAACACAGAAAAGAAAGAUGGCUCCUAGAUGGCUUUAUUGAAUACUCGUAACUUCCUUAAUAUUUAUGGUUAGCUUCUUCCUUUUGGGGGCGAUGGGGGAGGAGGCUAUGUCCAGCUACCAGCAGAGGUACCUUGAUAGUAAACAAGUUAAAAGAACAAACACGUUAUUUGAGCAGGUUGUGCGGUGAGAACUUUUUGCUUGGCUUUUGAUUUAUAGUGGUUAUGAUGGAAUGGAAGCCUAUUUAAGACUUACAUUAAAAUUUGUGAUAUGAUUUGGUUGCAGGUCAAAGGUAAAAAAGGAAAUGUAGCAUUUGUCCGUAAAGGGCUCAUUGUAGCCUGGUUUCUAAUGUACAGUUCAGUGAAAACGACAUUUAUUUGGCACUAACAUUGGAGAAAUAAGUUGCUUAAAAAUGGUUAAUGUUCGUGAAGAAAUUGAAGAGUUUUUUCCAAGAAUGUGGAAGAUAAAUCAAGAUAAAAGAAGGCUAAUGAAAAGUAUUAAAGAUCAGAAAAUUAAAAUUGAAUGGGGGAAAAAAUUGAACAGAAGAUUGGUCAGAUAGAAGCACUUGAAUAUUUUUUUAAGGCUAUUUUGAAUUGUUUGAAUUGGGGAAGAAUACACGAAGUAUGAAAAAUGAAAAACUCAAUGAAGAAUGAAGAGAAGUAGAAAGCAAGAGUGAAGUAGAAUUAAAAGAAUCUGGAAGAAUGAAUGGGUCCUAGGUUAAGUAAAUGAGUCUCGCUCUCAGUCAAAAUCUCCAAUGGGAACUCCUGCUCGUGUAAAAUCGGAGAGCAGGUCAGGAUCUCGUAGUCCGUCAAGGGUUUCCAAACAUUCUGAAUCCCAUUCUCGAUCAAGAUCAAAAUCCAGGUCGAGGUCAAGGAGGCAUUCUCAUAGACGUUACAGCCGAUCCAGGUCCCAUUCUCACUCUCAUAGGAGACGAUCUCGAAGUAGGUCAUAUACACCAGAAUACCGGCGUCGAAGGAGCCGAAGUCAUUCUCCAAUGUCUAACCGGAGAAGACAUACAGGCAGCAGGGCAAAUCCAGAUCCCAACACUUGUCUUGGAGUGUUUGGCCUCAGUUUGUAUACAACAGAGAGAGAUCUUCGUGAAGUAUUUUCUCGAUAUGGACCAUUGAGUGGUGUCAAUGUGGUUUAUGAUCAGCGAACUGGACGAUCAAGAGGAUUUGCUUUUGUCUAUUUUGAGAGAAUAGAUGACUCAAAGGAGGCUAUGGAAAGGGCAAAUGGAAUGGAGCUAGAUGGCAGAAGAAUUCGUGUGGACUAUUCUAUCACCAAGAGAGCACACACACCUACACCAGGCAUCUACAUGGGCAGACCAACUCAUAGUGGUGGUGGUGGUGGUGGAGGCGGAGGCGGUGGUGGAGGCGGAGGAGGUGGCAGACGUCGAGAUUCUUACUAUGAAAGAGGAUAUGAGCGUGGUUAUGACAGAUAUGAAGACUACGAUUACCGAUACAGAAGAAGAUCACCUUCUCCUUACUAUAGCCGAUACAGAUCACGAUCAAGAUCUCGUUCCUACAGCCCAAGACGCUAUUGAUGAAGAGAAUGAUUACAUUUGAGGAUAUCUUUUUCUUUUUCUCUUUUGUUGUUUAAUUCUGGAUUUCCCUGAGCUUCUAAUCCUUCCUACUUAAAAGGAAUCCGAAAAAAAAUCUUCUGUUUAUUUAGCGUCUACACUUUGUCAAUUGCAUUGGUGUUUUCCACCCCUUUUAUUAUACUCUUAAAGUUCUAAUUGUCAUUUUGAGUAGUUAAACAUCUUGAGUAAAAAAAAAAAAGGAACCCCCAGUGUUAUGCUUUGGGUUUGUUUGUUGUUUUGUUUUUGCUUUUACAGAAAAUUAACUUCUGGCUAAUCAAAAAAGGAAAGAAAUGAUCUUUUUAAAGCUUCUUUUUUGUUAGAUACUAUAUUAGAAAUCUACAUUUGUGACAAACUCCUUUUUUAACUUUCUUUUGGAGAAGAUAGUAACACAUAAAGUAGUUCAGUCAUGUCAGGUUUGUCUGGGGUGUCACGGAGCAGUCAAAUAGUUGAGUGUAGAAAGUUUGAAGCUAUAAAACAGUCGUUUCUUUUGAAAAAAUGAAAAUUUAUAACCUUAAAAAGGGCAUUUUUCUUAGAGAUGGAAAGCUUGUGGGCUCCUAUAAAACAUGUUCUAUUUAAACUACAUCUGUUAAGACUUACAAACUUUAUAGUGUGAUUUUUUUUUGUGUGUUGUACUUAUUGAAGUUUAAGUAUUCUCUUAAUCAGUGAAGGACAACCCUUACUAUUAUUUAUUACUUAGAGCAAUUGUAUACUUUGCUGUUAGAAAUCUUGGUAUGGGACAAUAGUUAAGCAGGCUCUUGUAUAGUUUAGAGCCCUUAGAGGAUAUGUCUGGGGAAGAGUAGUCUCCUUUCAAAUAAAAGUUAAUUUCUUUGAAAA